Molecule: messenger RNA, 2496 nt
Organism: Naumovozyma castellii
Lineage: Eukaryota; Fungi; Ascomycota; Saccharomycetes; Saccharomycetales; Saccharomycetaceae
Gene: GLN3
Product: nitrogen-responsive transcriptional regulator GLN3
Exons: 1
Coding region: 1-2496 (831 amino acids)
Source: RefSeq, a predicted model, not a curated record
AUGCCUACUGGUAAAAACUCCAAGCUAUAUGAUAUCUUCAAUCAUUCCACUGAAAACGACGGUAACAAUAACAUUAAUGAAGGCGCACAUUGGACAGGACAACAGGAAGCUACAUUCCCACCUGCAAAUCCAGGAAAUACAUUCGAUACAAUGCUAGAAGUGCUUCCGGAUGAUAUCAGUUUUAACUCUUUUUUCCCCCCUACACAGACAAACAACAACAAUAAUAAUAAUAAUAGUAAUGAAUUUGGACAUGAAUUUGUACCGAUGAAAAUGGGCAUGAACGACUUCUCAUCCGUGUUUGAUCAAAUAUCAGAAGAAAAUAACAAUAAUACAGGUGCAACGAUACAACCUAUAGAUAUAAUGAACCAACAAAAUGGGGAAAUUGCUCAAUUAUGGGAUUUUAACGUUGAUACUUUAAAUAUGACACCAUCGAACUCUAGUGACUCGGCCACUAUUAGUGCACCAAAUAGUUAUAAUUCAGAAAUUGGAAGUGUACCAUUACAUGGAACCACUCCAUUGAAGAAUACUUUGUUUUCUAAUUCACUGGUUAACAACUUUCAUCAAUUCAACAAUAACUCUCAUAACCAUCAACAGUUUAACAAUAAUUAUAAUACAGCUUCCCCAAAUAUGAAUAUAACGUCUCAUAAUAAUAAUAAUAACACGCCGCCUGUUUUUAAACCAAGAUCUGCAUCAAUAACAAAGAGACCAUCAUUCACUUCCAAUGCACAGUUUAAUAAACAGCAAUUUCAAAAUGAGGAUAAUGCUCUCCCGUUAACGACAAAUAACGCCAUAAGGAAAAAUUCCAUGUCAAGACAAAUUUCAUCUUCCUCGUUAUCUACUUACAAGAAAGACAUUCCAUCUUCUACUUCCAUUAUCAGCAAUCAAAAUAAUUCUUUAAAUAAGAAACCAAUAAUACAAUGUUUUAAUUGUAAAACUUUCAAGACACCACUUUGGAGAAGAGAUCCACAAGGUAAUACUCUUUGUAAUGCAUGUGGUUUGUUCCAAAAAUUACAUGGUACAAUGAGACCAUUGUCUUUAAAGUCAGAUGUCAUCAAGAAGAGAAAUACAAGAAAGAGAACAAAGAAAAAGAUGUUAAAUGAAAAUGAAAAUAAUUCCAAACCAAUAAACAAUAUUCUACCAAUUAAUACUUAUAAUCUUCCGACUAAUAAUAACUCAAAUACACAUACUCGUGGACAUAUUAAUAUUCCAUUACAAAUAUACCCUAAUAACCAUUCACAACAUUCUAAUGCCACUAACAAGCUCCUACAAUCAAACAAGAAAACAUCUGAAUCUACAACAAUGACCACGGUUAAUACAAAUGUCGUAGCAGAAUUGAAUCCAACUCCAAGAUUGGGAUUAAAUUUAUCAAACUCUUUGAAGCCACAAUCAGCAACAUCUUUAUCGAAUUUGACAUUAAAUAUGCAUAGUGGCAAUAAUUUAAACAAUGUCCAAUCCAAGAAAUCAAGACGAAGUAGUACUUCUUCCAACAAUUCAUCAUCAAGUAGAACAUCGGGAAGAUCCAUGGUCCCCAUAUUACCGAAACCGUCACCAAGUUCAAUACCGUCUCCUCAAUUCAAUUCCUCUUCCAAUCAACCACCACCUAUUAGUGCUACUAAUAGUGCGGUAUCUUCACCGAGGUAUAUCAACUCUUCCAACAUAAUAUCAAAUAGUCCCUUACAGCAAGGGUUUUUCUCAACUUCCACUGGUAGACCAGGUGUUUCCAUCCCAAGAAGAAAAUUAUCAAGAAAUCCUUCAUAUUCUUCCUCAUUUAUGGCUGCAUCAUUACAGCAGUUACAACAGCAGAAGCAACAACAAGUGAAAUCCUUAAAGCAAGGUCAAGAAAGUACAGGUUCUACCAUUACAAUGCCAAAUAGCUGGAAUUCAAAUUCAAAUCCAAGUUCAAUACCAAAGCAACACAAUUUCGAAUUAUUCAAUAAUAGUAAUAAUACUACAAUUUUGGAGUCCACGGUAGAACCACCCUCUAGACCAGAAUCUAGAAAAUCACAUACUUCAUUACUAUCCCAACAAUUACAAAAGAAUUCAUCAUCACAGUCUAGUGAAAAUGGAGUUAUCCACAGUCCAGAAGAUAUAAUAUCAAGACCCAACACAAACAAAUCGAACGACUCAUCAGAAUCAAUGUUACAAACUCCAAGAGAUUCAAUUUCAAGUAGAUCUUCGUUCAACGGUGACCCAUUGAAUAUAAAUGAUAAUAUAUUUUCCAAUCGAACAUAUACUGAUUCGUUACAGCAACAGAGAAGAUUCCAACAGAGAAAUGAGGAAAAUAUGAAUUUUAUAGCUAGGAAUAACGGUAAUAUCAUUAAUGGUAGAAUGACCACUGGAGAUAUUUUGAUGAAUUCAUCUUCUACGAUAACAACUCCUGCUCCAGAUGGUCAACCACGUCAACUAGAUUCUGUUAAGGAAACUGAAACUGGUCGUAAUGGGAAUGCUAAUACGAAUAUAGCUGACGAACUGGAUUGGUUGAAGUUCGGUAUGUAA